AUGCAGCACGACGAGAGCAAUAGCGUGACGGCUUCUAUGGAAAGCUGGGAAGGCAGCGCCGAAUCGCGAACAGCAUCGACCGUAUCGCUGAAGCAACCAUACUCAAUGGGCACACCAAUUGGCUCGGACAGUAGAGCCGGACCUGGUCUGUUGCUCUUUCCCGGCACUGCUCAAAGGCACAAUCAAAAUCUGGUACUAAAAUGCCCAAAACCAAAAACAACAACUGUAAAUGCUAAUGAUGAGCACGUUGACCCUAAUCGCCGAAAGCCGUGCAGCGUGCGCAGCUUUCGGCGACCGCCGCUGUGGCAGCCACCACCGACUAGGCAGAUAAAGGCCGAGGAGCUGCGUCAGGAGGCGCUGGCAGAGAACGAGCUGGAGACAGGCCGAUUUGCCUGUCUGGCCAAGCUGCAAGCAUUCAUAAUCGAAUUUCUGCAGGGCUCCUCCAUACAUGGAUUUAUCUAUUUGGCCAAAUUCGGCUUAAAUUUUGUUGAACGCAUGCUUUGGUUUGCGUUCAUCUGCGUGGCACUGUUCAGUAUCAUCUCGCUGAGCCAACGCACUUGGCAACGUUUCCAGACCUCGCCCAUGGUCAUUUCAAUGGAUCGCAAUAAGUUAGUGUGGAAUACCAGUUUCCCAUCGCUGACCGUGUGUCCCCAUAAGCGCAUCGAUGAUAUCAAAUUGGAAGAUUAUAUACUAGCGCAUAGUGAACAAUUCGAAAAUGAGGAGGAUAAGGAGUAUUUCCGGGACUUUAUUGUCAAACUUGCAAGUCUUACAUACGACAACUUGGAAACUCUGCCACUAAACAAGUCAUAUGGCAUCGACAGCAACCAAUACUUGGAUUUACUUUACGAAUUGAAAUGGUCUUUCGAGCCGGAAAUCAGCAGCGGCGCUGCCGUCAAAAUGUUCAUCUACGAAACGCAGACAGAGUUUGGCACUUGCCACUCGGUAAACUCACUUGUGGCACGCUACAAUUCCUUUGGCUACUGGCGCUCUGGCGAUUGGAGCAUCCUGGAUCAUGGUGAUCGUGUCACAGUGCAUCCUCUCGAUGGCGAAAUCUAUGCCCAGAUCAUCAAUCUAUCAACGGCCUAUGAUGUUUACUUUCACAGCGCAGGCGAUGUACCCAACAUAUCCAAGCAGCGCUACACCUUUCCCGAAACCGACUAUACGACUGUGGAGCUGAUCGCGCUGGAGAUCUAUACAAAUGAGGAAGCUAGAGCGUUUAAUACCAAACAGCGCAAGUGUCGCUAUCAGUACGAGGCCGAGGAGAUGCAAACGGUGCCCAUUUACAGCUUUGGGUUGUGCCUCUCCGAGUGUCGCAUGUUCUUUGCCCUGCGCGUUUGCGGCUGCGUUCCGCACUUUUAUCGCAACCGGCUGCGCAAUGGUCGUCGGUUGCCGGUUUGCGGCUUGGAGGGCAUCGGUUGCCUGGUCAAAAUUAAACGCGAAAUAAUCUCCUUAAAAUCCGAUAGAUACAAAAUCCAUUGCAAUUGUUUGUCCAACUGUGAUGAUUCCAACUUUUUUGUGCAGUCUUAUAGGUCCCGCGUCUGGUUCCUGGGCGCUAAUCUUCAAUGGGGCAUUAUUGAUUACCCGAAAAUGCAGCUGCGCCGGGAUGUACUUUUCUCCUUCGCCGAUGUCUUGGUUUAUAUUGGCGGCCUGGUUGGCUUUUUUCUAGGCUGCAGCGCAUUGAGCUUUACGGAAAUCAUCUACUAUUUUACGGCACGUUUGGUGCGUCGCAUGUUUUGCAAUUAA
Messenger RNA from Drosophila novamexicana, 1743 nucleotides. It is a transcript of the gene ppk9, whose product is annotated as sodium channel protein Nach. Gene Ontology annotation, cellular component: membrane. Bases 1 to 1743 code for a protein of 580 amino acids. Gene Ontology annotation, biological process: sodium ion transmembrane transport. The record is from RefSeq and is a predicted model, not a curated record. Gene Ontology annotation, molecular function: ligand-gated sodium channel activity. The transcript is spliced from 9 exons. NCBI's taxonomy places the organism in Eukaryota, Metazoa, Arthropoda, Insecta, Diptera, Drosophilidae.